Molecule: messenger RNA, 306 nt
Organism: Amoebophrya sp. A25
Lineage: Eukaryota; Dinophyceae; Syndiniales; Amoebophryaceae
Source: the annotation of a GenBank genome assembly
AUGGUCUUCCUUGCCGACGAAAGUUCACGACGCGGUGAUCUCCGCACUCCCCGGUCGUUACACCUUCGUGUUGCCCGUUGCGGAAGGAAGUGGGCUGAAGCACGUCUGUGGUCCCGGACCGUCGCUCGGGGUUCGCGUGAUCGACGCGCCCGAAAUGCAAGAGACCUUGGGCUUUAUGCGGCGACCCCUUUUGACUACCAGUCUGAACUUGACGAAGGAGCCGGCCGCGACGACACUGGAAGAAGCGCAGCGCGUCUGUGCCAAGAUGGGCAUCCCGUGUGUCGAUCCGGACCUCGUCGAGGAUAG